Daktulosphaira vitifoliae (grape phylloxera) is the source of this 3809-nucleotide messenger RNA. RefSeq lists its product as uncharacterized. NCBI's taxonomy places the organism in Eukaryota, Metazoa, Arthropoda, Insecta, Hemiptera, Phylloxeridae. The record is from RefSeq and is a predicted model, not a curated record. Bases 177 to 3329 code for a protein of 1050 amino acids. The transcript is spliced from 3 exons.
UGGCAAAUUAUAUCUGUUCAGUUUAUAAUAUCGUGUUUGAUAUUUAACGAAGAGGCCAAUUACAUUAAAAUAAUAUUACAUUGAGAGUAUAUUUUGGUCUGUUCAAUAACAAAAGCUUCAAAACAAUUCAAAAUAAAAGUUCGAAUGAUGAACAGACAUGCCAAUUUGAAGAAGGUAUGACGAGAAAAGCUGCAGAAAAUGGAAACUUAGAAUUGUUAAAAUAUGCACAUGAAAACAGAUGUCUGUGGGAUGAAAGCACAGCAGAAGCGGCUGCAUCAAGUGGUAAAUUAGAAUGCUUAAAAUAUGCUUUUGAAAAAGGAUGUCCGUGGGAUGAAAGUACAACGACUGCGGCUGCCAGUAGAGGUCAUUUAAAUAUUUUAAAAUAUGCACAUGAGAAUAAAUGUCCAUGGGAUGAAAGAACAACAGAAGCAGCUGCUUCUAGUAAUUUAGAAUGCUUAAAAUAUGCUUUUGAAAAAGGAUGUCCGUGGGAUGAAAGUACAACGACUGCGGCUGCCAAAAUAGGUAAUUUAAGUAUUUUAAAAUAUGCACAUGAGAAUGAAUGUCCAUGGGAUGAAAGCACAACAGAAGCAGCUGCUUCUAGUGGUAAUAUAGAAUGCUUACAAUAUGCUUUUAAAAAUGGCUGUAAAUGGGAUGAACGUACCACAACUGCAGCUGCCAAAAGAGGCGAUUUAAAGAUUUUAAAAUAUGCACAUGAGAAUAAAUGUCCAUGGAAUGAAUGCACAACAAAAGCAGCUGCUUCAAGUGGUAAUUUAGAAUGCUUGAAAUAUGCUUUUGAAAAUGGCUGUAAAUGGGAUGAACGUACCACAACUGCAGCUGCCAAAAGAGGCGAUUUAAAGAUUUUAAAAUAUGCUUUUGAAAAUGAAUGUCCAUGGAAUGAAAGCACAACAGAAGCAGCUGCUUCUAGUGUUAAUAUAGAAUGCUUAAAAUAUGCUUUUGAAAAUGGUUGCAAAUGGGAUAGGCGUACCACAACUGCGGCUGCCAAAAGAGGUGAUUUAAAAAUGUUAAAAUAUGCACAUGAGAAUGAAUGUCCGUGGGACGAGUACACAACAGAAGCAGCUGCUUCUAGUGGUAAUUUAGAAUGCUUAAAAUAUGCUUUUGAAAAAGGAUGUCCGUGGGAUGAAAGUACAACGACUGCGGCUGCCAUAACAGGUGAUUUAAGAAUGUUAAAAUAUGCACAUGAAAAUGAAUGUCCAUGGUAUUCCUGUACAACAAAUGUCGCGGCAUAUAAUGGUAAUUUAGAAUGCUUAAUAUAUGCUAUUGAAAAUGGCUGUAAUUUUAAUGUAAGUGAUAUUGUGACAAAUGCUAUAUAUAGUGGUAAAAUAGAAAUAUUCAAAUAUGUCCACGUAAAUGGAUUUGAAUUGAAUGAAGACAUAACUAAUGUUGUUGUCUCUUUAGAUCAUCAUGGCAUUAUAAAAUAUGUCAUUGAAAAUGGAUAUGCAUGUGAUAUAAGUACAACUUAUACAGCUGCAAUAAAUGGUAAUCUUCAAAAUUUAAAAUAUUUACAUGAAAAUAGAUGUCCGUGGGAUGAAAGCACAACAGAAGCGGCUGCAUCAAGUGGUAAAUUAGAAUGCUUAAAAUAUGCUUUUGAAAAUGGAUGUCCCUGGGAUGAAGGCACAACAGAAGCAGCUGCUUCUAGUGGUAAUAUAAAAUGCUUAAAAUAUGCUUUUGAAAAAGGAUGUCCCUGGGAUGAAAGUACAAUGACUGCGGCUGCCAAAAGAGGUCAUUUAAGUAUUUUAAAAUAUGCACAUGAUAAUAAAUGUCCAUGGAAUGAAAGCACAACAGAAGGAGCUGCUUCUUGUAAUAAAUUAGAAUGCUUAAAAUAUGCUUUUGAAAAUGGAUGUCCGUGGGAUGAAAGAACAACUACUACGGCUGUCAGUAGAGGUUAUUUAAAUAUUUUAAAAUAUGCACAUGAGAAUAAAUGUCCAUGGGAUGAAAGAACAACAGAAGCAGCUGCUUCUAGUGGUAAUUUAGAAUGCUUAAAAUAUGCUUUUGAAAAUGGUUGCAAAUGGGAUGUGCGUACAACGACUGCGGCUGCCAAAAUAGGUAAUUUAAGUAUUUUAAAAUAUGCACAUGAGAAUGAAUGUCCAUGGGAUGAAAGCACAACAGAAGCAGCUGCUUCUAGGGGUAAAAUAGAAUGCUUAAAAUAUGCUUUUGAAAAUGGCUGUAAGUGGGAUGAAAGCACAACAGAAAUAGCUGCAUCAUAUAAUGAAUUUGAAUGCUUGAAAUAUGCUUUUGAAAAUAGCUGUAAAUUUGAUGAACGUACAACUACUGCGGCUGCUAAAAGAGGCGAUUUAGAAAUGUUAAAAUAUGCACAUGAAAAUAAAUGUCCGUGGAAUGAGAGCACAACAGAAGCAGCUGCUUCUAGUGGUAAUUUAGAAUGCUUGAAAUAUGCUUAUGAAAAUGGCUGUAAAUGGGAUCAAAAUAUCAUGAGAAGUGCAAUUGUAAAGGGUAAUCUAGUCAUAAUAAAAUAUCUUUACGAAAAUGGAUGUAUGUGGUGUGAAGGAACUUUGUUUGAUGCAGCUGCAAAAGGUAAUUUGGAAUAUUUGAAAUAUGCACAUCAAAAUGGUUGCAAAUGGGAUAAAGGCAUAACAAGAGCUGCUGCAACAAGUGGUUGUUUCAACUGUUUGAAGUACGCCUACGAAAAUGGAUGUGUUUGGGAUGAAGGCACAACUCGAGCUGCUGCAACAAGUGGUUGUUUCGACUGUUUGAAGUAUGCCUACGAAAAUGGUUGUGUUUGGGAUGAAGGCACAACUCGAGCUGCUGCCGCGAGUGGCUGUUUAGACUGCUUGGUAUAUGCCCAUGAUAAGGACUGUAAUUGGGAUAAAGAUACAGCAGUUGCAGCAGCUGUGCAUGGUAAGUUAGAUUGUUUAGAAUAUGCCCGUAAACAUGGUUGUGAUUGGGUUGAAGGUAUGAUGAGAGGGGCUGCAGCAAAUGGACAUUUAAAUUGCCUAAAAUUUGCUUAUGAAAAUGGGUGUCCCUGGGAGGAAGGCACAACAAGGGAAGCCGCUGCGAGUAGUUACAUUAAAUGUUUAAUAUUUGCGCAUGAAAAUGGAUAUAAAUGGGAUGAAGGAACUAUAAGUGGAGCUGCCGCCAAUGGCCAUUUAGACUGCUUAAAAUAUGUUCAUGAAAAUGGUUGCAAGUGGGACGAAAGCACAACAAGACUUGCUGCUGCAAAUGGUCAACUUGAUUGCAUAAAAUAUGCACAUGAAAAUAAUUGUCCAUGGAGUAGUGGUACCAUUUCUGCAGCUACUCGAAAAGGUUAUCGUAAAAUAAUUAAAUAUGUUACUAAAAACGGCUGUCCUAAUUAAUAUUCUGAUAAAAUAUUGUAAUUUUUAUUAUAUUAAUCUAUGUCAAUUAUAUUAUUUAAAAUAAAUUAUUAGGAACCAAUAUUCAAUAUAUACAUUGCACUUGAAAGAUACUAAAAAAAAAUUCUCAAUAUUACAUUUUUUUUAUUAUUAAAAUUUACUGUGAUAAAUGAAUCACUCUGUAUAAUGAUCUUUAUUAAUGUAUAUUAAUAUAAUAAAGCUGUUAAAUAUAAUAUAUGUAGAUAUACGCUUCGUAUAAGUCAGUAACUCACUUUUUCUAAACUUUGCAUUGAUCAAAAAUAAAAUUUAUUCUCUGAUUACACCUUAUAUGCUUAUCAAUAUUCUAAAUAGUUUGAUUCCGACUCGAACCAAAUUUUAGAUAUUUUGAUUUAAGUUAUUAUAAGAAGAUUAACACUUAAAUCUAAAUAUCUCACAAUCUCUAAGUUGAAAUUUUGAUAUACUAUAGUGUUGCGCAUGACGAUA